AUGGAGUUCGUGAAGUGCUUGGGGCACCCCGAGGAGUUCUACAACCUUCUGCGCUUCCAGAUGGGGGGCCGGCGGAAGGUGAUACCCAAAAUGGACCAGGAUUCGCUCAGCAGCAGCUUGAAAACUUGCUACAAGUACCUGAAUCAGACCAGUCGCAGUUUCGCAGCUGUUAUCCAGGCGCUGGAUGGGGAAAUGCGCCAUGCAGUAUGCAUAUUUUAUCUGGUUCUCCGAGCUUUGGACACGCUGGAAGAUGACAUGACUAUCAGUAUAGAAAGAAAAGUGCCACUGCUACACAACUUCCACUCAUACCUUUAUGAGCCUGACUGGCGGUUCACCGAGAGCCAGGAAAAGGACCGACAAGUCCUGGAGGACUUUCCAACGAUCUCCCUGGAGUUUCGAAAUCUGGCUGAGAAAUAUCAAACAGUGAUUGUCGACGUUUGCCAGAAGAUGGGCUUUGGGAUGGCGGAGUUUCUGGAUAAGCGCGUGACGUCUGAACGGGAGUGGGACAAGUACUGUCACUGUGUUGCUGGGCUGGUGGGAAUUGGCCUUUCCCGUCUCUUCUCGGCCUCAGAGUUAGAAGACCCCUUAAUUGGCGAAGACACAGAGCGAGCCAACUCUAUGGGCCUUUUCCUGCAGAAAACAAACAUCAUCCGUGAUUAUCUGGAAGACCAGCGAGAAGGAAGAGAGUUUUGGCCUCAAGAGACUUGGAGCAAGUAUGUGAAGAAGCUGGGUGACUUUGCUAAGCCAGAGAACAUCGACUUGGCUGUGCAGUGUCUGAACGAACUCAUCACCAACACACUGCACCACAUCCCUGACGUCAUCACCUACCUGUCCCGCCUUAGGAACCAGAGUAUAUUUAACUUCUGUGCUAUUCCACAGGUCAUGGCCAUUGCUACUCUGGCUGCCUGUUACAAUAAUCAGCAGGUGUUCAAGGGGGUAGUGAAGAUUCGCAAAGGGCAGGCGGUCACCCUGAUGAUGGAUGCCACCAACAUGCCAGCCGUGAAAGCCAUCAUACAGCAGUACAUGGAGGAGAUUUAUCACAGAAUUCCCAACUCUGACCCCUGUUCCACUAAAACUCGGCAGAUCAUCUCCACCAUCAGGACACAGAAUCUCCCCAACUGUCAGCUGGUCUCACGGAGCCACUACUCACCCAUCUACCUGUCAUUCGUCAUGCUCCUGGCGGCCCUGAGCUGGCAGUACCUGAGCACCAUGUCCCAGGUCACGGAGGACUAUGUUCAGACCGGGGAGCACUGA
Rangifer tarandus platyrhynchus (Svalbard reindeer) is the source of this 1254-nucleotide messenger RNA. The record is from the annotation of a GenBank genome assembly. NCBI's taxonomy places the organism in Eukaryota, Metazoa, Chordata, Mammalia, Artiodactyla, Cervidae.